Molecule: messenger RNA, 279 nt
Organism: Aspergillus calidoustus
Lineage: Eukaryota; Fungi; Ascomycota; Eurotiomycetes; Eurotiales; Aspergillaceae
Source: the annotation of a GenBank genome assembly
AUGCCUCGGAAAUCCUCUUGGGUGAAGAAGCUUCACUCGGAAACCGCAAAGGCGGCAUCACAGCAGAAAAAUAGACGGAAGAAUACUAUCUUUAAGAGAGCAGCGGAAUAUAGCCUGGAAUGUAAGGCUGAUACCCUGGUGGCUAUCAAGAUUAGAAAGACUGGCGAGAUAUAUGUCUUUGAUUCCACUGGAGGAACGUGGUUUGGGGCCUUGUCAAGACUUGAGUGCUACCCCCGCCCAGUUCCAGUGACCAUGGAAGAUAUCUUCCCCGAAAUCUAA